Messenger RNA from Geodia barretti, 1350 nucleotides. The record is from the annotation of a GenBank genome assembly. Lineage: Eukaryota; Metazoa; Porifera; Demospongiae; Tetractinellida; Geodiidae.
AUGGAGGAAGACAAGCCAGAGGACAUCUAUAUAGACCCGACACAGUCCAAGCAGUUUUCGUCGAGUGGUAAACCUCGGCCUCCGAGGCCUCCACCGCCCAGUAGCAGGGCAGUAAUAAAGGCCAAGCAGAAAAAAGCCCAGAGCCUAGCUAGCAGCGCAGUUGCCCUCAGAAGCAGACAACUAACAAAGCAACGCUCGUGCUCUGCGGCACCAAACACGAGCACAAGUCAGCAGCAAAAGAGUCAGAGUCCUCUGGGUUCUUCCCAUUCGACCUCCACUUGCUCCAAACCUGCAGAAGACGCAGAUGAGAUACUGUACGAGGAGUUGGACACUUGGGAUAGUGCGCCCCAGGCCUCAAUUCUCUGGCGGCCCCCGUCUGCCACCAACUCCAGUCAGAGUGUGGUAGCUCCCAGCAGAGGAGCAGUAGUGGACCCAGUGGGAGCUACACCUUCUCUCCCCCCACGAGCUCAGAAACCCGCCACAGCACACAGAGUGCACCGUUCAAACGACCUGGGAACCAAGAAUUCCACCCCCGGCAAAGUAGAACGCAGCAUAUCAAUCGGGGACCUGAACACCUCCAGAAGUAGUAGCAGACAGGCUUCUCCUUGCAUCUCCAGCAAACAAGACAACAGCGGCGACUUGGAAUUGGACUCUGCCGACGAGUAUGAACCGCUGGAUGACUCAGUGCCUGUCGCUCCACAACGCACCAGGAAGAAAAUCAAAGGAACUACAAUAAGUCCUAACAGAGCACCGGGGAACAUAUACAACCCAAAUGCACCUCAAAGUGGGAAAAGGACGAGUCCCGUGCCCCGAAGACCUGCUCCAGUUGCCCCUCCCGGCCUAAGGAAGAGGGGAGAACAGAGAAAUAAAUCGCCGCAGAUUAUCAAAUCAUCCGUUGGUAGUAGAAAGAGUACAGAUGGACCAGAUGUGUAUGUAGACAUGCAGCCCAACGAUAAGGUUGCAGAUACACAGGAGGACGAUGAUGGUGUCUCUCUCAGACCAUACGUCAGAACAUAACCUCGGCAGUCGUUUUACACUUCAAUAUUAAUUUUUCACAUUCCACGGAACACAUUAUUCACACUUUUGUGCAUGUGUACACAUGUCAUGUGCAUGUAUAAUUUAAUGUGUACUAUACUAUAUGUUUGCUUGUUGGAUGUCAUUGAAUUAUUGAAACAUCCGCAUGGCUCUUUGCUAAAUUCAUAACACAUACUGAUCAGUAUUGGGUGCCAAACUGGUCGAAAAGCCAUUUUGAACUCUCAACUCUCCUAUAUACUUACAUAUAGGCCUUCUAUAAUUAUAUUUGUCAAAUACAUAACACUGCUGUUUCAUGUAGGAGACUGCUAUUUAUUA